Acinonyx jubatus (cheetah) is the source of this 886-nucleotide messenger RNA. RefSeq names its product potassium channel tetramerization domain containing 5 (gene KCTD5). Gene Ontology annotation, biological process: protein homooligomerization; proteasome-mediated ubiquitin-dependent protein catabolic process. Gene Ontology annotation, molecular function: cullin family protein binding. The record is from RefSeq and is a predicted model, not a curated record. Bases 73 to 777 code for a protein of 234 amino acids. Lineage: Eukaryota; Metazoa; Chordata; Mammalia; Carnivora; Felidae. Gene Ontology annotation, cellular component: Cul3-RING ubiquitin ligase complex; cytoplasm. The transcript has 6 exons.
AGAGUUCGGAGGACGGUAUUAAAGACUGGACGCUUCCGGUAGACGGCAGCUGUGGCGGGGCUUGCUGGGAUCAUGGCGGAGAAUCACUGCGAGCUGCUGCCGCCGGCCCCGGGCGGCCUCGGGGCGGGGCUGGGGGCUGGCCUGUGCCGCCGCUGCAGCGCGGGGCUCGGCGCCCUGGCCCAGCGCCCCGGCAGCGUGUCCAAGUGGGUCCGGCUCAACGUCGGCGGCACCUACUUCCUCACCACCCGGCAGACGCUGUGCCGGGACCCGAAGUCCUUCCUGUACCGUUUGUGCCAGGCCGACCCCGACCUGGACUCGGACAAGGAUGAAACCGGUGCCUAUUUAAUCGACAGAGACCCCACCUACUUUGGGCCCGUGCUAAACUACCUGAGACACGGCAAGCUGGUCAUUAACAAAGACCUCGCAGAGGAGGGAGUGUUAGAGGAAGCGGAAUUUUACAACAUCACCUCACUAAUAAAACUUGUAAAGGACAAAAUUAGAGAACGAGACAGCAAAACAUCCCAGGUGCCGGUGAAGCACGUGUACCGCGUGCUCCAGUGUCAGGAAGAGGAGCUCACGCAGAUGGUGUCCACGAUGUCUGACGGCUGGAAGUUCGAGCAGCUGGUCAGCAUCGGCUCUUCCUACAACUACGGGAGCGAGGACCAGGCUGAAUUCCUAUGCGUGGUCUCCAAGGAACUGCACAACUCCCCGUACGGCACGACCAGUGAGCCCAGUGAGAAGGCCAAGAUUUUGCAAGAACGGGGUUCGAGGAUGUGAGAAGCAUAGUGUUGACAGCUGAAGAAACAUUUUAUCUUUUCCCAAGAUGCAACGAUCUGCCAUGUCGAGGAAGCUUGGCCGUGAGAAGAAACCUGCUUUUGACAAUUUC